Molecule: messenger RNA, 2721 nt
Organism: Condylura cristata (star-nosed mole)
Lineage: Eukaryota; Metazoa; Chordata; Mammalia; Eulipotyphla; Talpidae
Gene: ADGRE1
Product: adhesion G protein-coupled receptor E1
Biological process (GO): adenylate cyclase-activating G protein-coupled receptor signaling pathway; cell surface receptor signaling pathway
Cellular component (GO): membrane
Molecular function (GO): G protein-coupled receptor activity; calcium ion binding
Source: RefSeq, a predicted model, not a curated record
AUGUCGGAUCUGCGCUGGUCGCCAGCUUCCAGUGCCACCUGCGUGGGCAUUCUGUGGCUGGUGGACAUGCUGCCUCAGCUCUGCCUGGCGGCCUCUGUCUCCUCGCCUCACCCUGCUUUUUACAAGAACACCAAUCGUACCAGAUAUAAGUGUGCCGAUACCACCAAGUGCCCUGCUAACUCGAUCUGCACCAACACAGUAGGUGAUUACUAUUGUUCUUGCCAACAAGGCUUUCAGGCUAGCAACGGCCUGCAGACAUUCCAGGACUCAAGUGUGGAAUGCAGAGAUAUUGAUGAGUGCUCACAAAAGCCCUCCAAAUGUGGUGCGAACACCAGCUGCAAAAACUUGCCAGGAAGCUACGAAUGCAGCUGUUUGUCUGGUUUCGCCUCCCCCACCGGAAGUGACAGGACCCCAGCAAAGCCGGGCUAUCUCUCCUGUACAGACAAUAACGAAUGCCUCAACGGUGGCAUCUGUCCUGAGCAUUCUGUGUGUACCAACCUCUUGGGAAGCUACACAUGGAGCUGCCUAGCUGGGUUCGCAGCCCACAGUUCCAUCUGUGAAGAUGUGGAUGAAUGUGCCCAGCCUGAAGCUUGCCCAGAUAAUGCAACUUGCCACAAUAGUUUUGGAAGCUACUCUUGCACCUGUAACUCAGGAUUUGAAUCCAGCAGUGGAAAGCUGAGUUUCCAGGGCCCAGCAGAGAUGUGUGAAGAUAUUGAUGAGUGCCUUCAGACGUGCCUUUUCAAUGCAACAUGCACCAACACCCCUGGGAGCUACUUUUGUGCCUGCCACCCGGCUUUGCAGCAAGCAAUGGACAAUGACCUUCAUGGGCCAAGAAAUGGAAUACAGAGGAAAACAGAGUUAUUUGCAGAUGUUAAUGAAUGCCUCCAAGAUCCAUCACGCUGUGGUCCAAAUUCUGUCUGCACCAAUGAACCAGGCUCCUACACCUGUGGCUGCAUCCUGGGCUUUCGUCCCAAUCCAGAAGGCUCCCGGGUAUAUGGCAAUUUCAGCUGCAAACAGGUUCCCUUCAAGUGUAAAGAAGAUGUGCUCCUUGACAAUGAGUGGGUCCAGCAGUGCCAAGUGGAAGCAGCCAUGGAGUCCAAGCAUGUUUCCUUUUGUGAGCUACUGAACACCACUUUAAAUGUUCUGGAUGAAACCUGUGAAAAAAAAACCAUUUCUCUGAAGGAAUCAGCUGAGAAAUUUGCUCCUGUGCUUAAACAAACAUCCACAUGGUCUAACUUCACCAAAGAAAAGAUAUCUGCCCUGGCCACAGUCUUACUGAAGAGUGUGGAAAGCACCACACUGGCAGCUUUUCUGAAACCCUCAGCAAAUGCAAGCCAAACUAUUCAGUUGGAAUAUCUAGAUAUUGAGAGCAAAGUCAUCAAUCAAAGUUGCACUGAAGAUCAUGUAAAUUUUCACUUUAAAGCCAAAGGGAAUGAGAUGAAGAUUGGGUGUCCCACAGUUGAGGAAUCUGGAGCCUCAGGGAUCAUUGGGGUGGCUUUUAUCUCCUUUGCUGGCUUGGAGUCUGUUUUAAAUGAGAGCUUCUUCCAAUACCCCCAAACCUUCUUGGCCCACUCUGAAAAGAAGCUGAAGAUGAACUCUCGUGUUGCUGGGGGGGUCACGACGGGGGAGAAGAAAGAGGGCCUCACUCAUCCAGUCAUCUACACUAUGGAGAACAUUGAGCCAAAGCAGAAGUCUGAGACACCCAUCUGUGUUUUCUGGAGCACACAUGUAAAUGGCGGGAGGUGGGUACCAUCUGGCUGCUCAAUUCUUGAAGCUUCCGAGACACAUACCGUCUGCAGCUGUAAUCAGAUGGCGAACCUGGCCAUCAUCAUGGCUUCUGACGAGCUCACGAUGGAGUUCUCCUUGUACAUCAUUAGCUACGUGGGCAUUAUCAUAUCUUUGGUGUGUCUCAUCCUGGCCAUCAUCACCUUCCUUCUGUGUCGUGCCAUUCGUCACCAGAACACCUACAUCCAUCUCCACCUCUGCAUUUGUCUCUUCUUGGCCAAGCUUCUCUUCCUGGCUGGUGUGGACAAGACUGACAACCAGGUGGUCUGUGCCCUCAUCGCGGGUUUUCUGCACUACCUUUUCCUCGCCUCCUUCUUCUGGAUGCUGGUGGAGGCCGUGAUGCUCUUCCUUAUGGUCAGGAACUUGAAGGUGGUGAACUACUUCAGCUCCCGCAACAUCAAGAUGCUGCACCUCUGUGCCGCUGGCUAUGGGCUCCCGGGGCUGCUGGUGGUCAUCUCUGCCAGUGUGCGGCCAACAGGCUAUGGGGUGCACAAUCGCUGCUGGCUGAAAACAGAAAUGGGGUUCACCUGGAGUUUCCUGGGGCCAGUUUGCACAAUCAUCGUGGUCAAUUCCUUCCUCUUAACGUGGACCUUGUGGAUCCUGAGGCAGAAACUAUCCAGCGUCAAUGCCGAAGUCUCCACGCUCAAAGACACCAGGUUACUGACGGUCAAAGCCUUUGCCCAGCUUUUCAUUCUGGGGUGCUCCUGGGUGCUGGGGAUUUUCCAGAUUGGACCACUCGCCAGUGCCAUGGCAUAUCUGUUCACCAUCAUCAACAGCCUGCAGGGGACCUUCAUCUUCCUCAUUCACUGUCUACUCAGCCGCCAGGUACGGGAAGAAUACAAGAGAUGGUUUACCGGGGUGACCAAACGCAGCUCCCAGUCCCAGACCUCGGGGAUCUUACUGUCGUCCGCCCCCUCUACUUCCAAAACGCUGUGA